Closterium sp. NIES-65 is the source of this 372-nucleotide messenger RNA. Lineage: Eukaryota; Viridiplantae; Streptophyta; Zygnematophyceae; Desmidiales; Closteriaceae. The record is from the annotation of a GenBank genome assembly.
AUGGAGCGCGUUCUCCAGAAAUUGGACGGCGUGGAGAAGGCGCUCCACCGCUCGAUCGCUGAGUCGUCUUCUCACACAGCGCCCCUAGCUGCACCUGUCGCUCCCCUCACUGCUCUCCUGCCGCACAACCCAGUGGGGUCUCUGGUGCGUCUUGGCCGUCUGCUGCCCGCAGGAACUGGCUUCGUGGGCACGGAUCUCGCCGUGUCGUCUCGUCAUGCUCGCACCGCUGUUGUCCUUCAGCCGAUGAAAGAAGAGCCCACGGCGACCCUGGCUCACUUGUGGUCGCUGGUGGAGUGCCUGCAGAGUCUUGAGCUGAUUCUCCAGGAGUCGCAUGGCUCCAUGUUGGAGACCCCACCGUGCACGUUCUCUUAG